CAGGCCAACCCUGCCCUGGAGGCCUUCGGCAAUGCCAAGACCGUCCGCAAUGACAACUCCUCCCGAUUCGGGAAGUUCAUCCGGAUCCAUUUUGGCGCCACAGGGAAGUUGGCGUCAGCCGACAUCGAGACCUACCUUCUGGAGAAGUCCCGAGUCAUCUUCCAGCUGAAGGCUGAGAGGAACUACCACAUCUUCUACCAGAUCCUCUCCAACCAGAAACCGGAGCUGCUGGACAUGAUGUUGGUGACCAACAACCCCUACGACUAUGCCUUCAUCUCCCAAGGAGAGACUACGGUGCCAUCCAUCAAUGACGGAGAAGAGCUCCUGGCUACGGACAAUGCUUUCGAUGUCCUGGGCUUCACCCAAGAGGAGAAGAACUCUAUCUACAAGCUGACGGGCGCCAUCAUGCACUUUGGCAACAUGAAGUUCAAGCAGAAACAACGAGAGGAACAGGCAGAACCAGAUGGCACUGAAGAGGCGGACAAGUCAGCCUACCUGAUGGGGUUGAACUCAGCUGAUCUUCUCAAGGGGUUGUGUCACCCUCGGGUGAAGGUUGGCAACGAAUACGUCACCAAAGGGCAGAAUGUCCAACAGGUGAUUUACGCCGUUGGGGCCUUGGCCAAGGCUGUCUACGAGAAGAUGUUUAACUGGAUGGUGACCAGGAUCAACAAUUCUCUGGAGACCAAGCAGCCACGUCAGUACUUCAUCGGCGUGCUGGACAUCGCUGGCUUCGAGAUAUUUGAUUUCAACAGCUUCGAGCAGCUCUGCAUCAACUUCACCAACGAGAAGCUGCAGCAGUUCUUCAACCACCACAUGUUCGUGCUGGAGCAGGAGGAGUACAAGAAGGAGGGGAUCGAGUGGGAGUUCAUUGACUUCGGCAUGGACCUCCAGGCCUGCAUCGACCUCAUCGAGAAGCCCAUGGGGAUCAUGUCCAUCCUGGAGGAGGAGUGCAUGUUCCCCAAGGCCACAGACAUGACCUUCAAGGCCAAACUCUUUGAUAAUCACCUGGGCAAGUCAGCCAACUUUGGGAAGCCACGAAAUAUCAAAGGAAAGCCGGAAGCCCACUUUGCCCUCAUCCACUACGCCGGCACAGUGGACUACAACAUCAUUGGGUGGCUGCAGAAGAACAAGGACCCCCUCAACGAGACGGUGGUGGGGCUCUACCAGAAGUCAGCCCUCAAACUCUUGGCCAGUCUGUUUGCCAACUAUGCUGGGGCUGAUGCACCUGUGGAGAAGGGGAAAGGCUCCAAGAAGAAAGGUUCUUCCUUCCAGACCGUCUCCGCCCUGCACCGGGAGAACCUCAACAAGCUGAUGACCAACCUGCGGUCGACCCACCCGCACUUCGUCCGUUGCAUCAUCCCCAACGAGACCAAGUCUCCUGGCGUGAUGGACAACCCCCUGGUGAUGCACCAGCUUCGCUGCAAUGGGGUGCUGGAGGUUCGCCGCAAGGGCUUCCCCAACCGCAUCCUCUACGGCGACUUCCGCCAGCGGUACCGCAUCCUGAACCCU
Molecule: messenger RNA, 1509 nt
Organism: Cariama cristata (Red-legged seriema)
Lineage: Eukaryota; Metazoa; Chordata; Aves; Cariamiformes; Cariamidae
Product: myosin-7-like
Biological process (GO): vesicle transport along actin filament; actin filament organization
Cellular component (GO): cytoplasm; myosin complex; actin cytoskeleton
Molecular function (GO): ATP binding; actin filament binding; microfilament motor activity
Source: RefSeq, a predicted model, not a curated record